CUUAUAAGUUAAAGUUAAUAGUUAUCGUUCGUCAUGAUACGGUUUACUUAUAACUUCUAGUCAAUAGUCAUGUUCAUCGGCUUACAAAAUAUGAUUCAAUUUCCAAUCUCAUAUUUUUGAAGUUACAAAUAAUUGUAGACCUGAGUGGCUGAGUGUUAUUUUUUAAAGAAGUUAAUUGUUUAAUACAUUUUAAAAGUCCACAACGAUUUCUACAAAAUAUGUUCAAUUUUCAAUUGUUUGUUUAGUUGAAACAAAUCUUAAAAAAUGGAACAGGAAAAUGAAGCCGAUCAUCUCAGUGAACACACACACAUACACAAAACAUUAGUUUCAAACAAUAAUAACCACAAUCAGGUAACAUCAAUUGAUCAGGAAAUGCAAUUAAAUACGACCAACAGUGAUCUAAAAAUUGAUCCUUCUACAUCUUCUUAUGAACAUGUUAAUUCAACAUCAAACAAUACGUCUAACUCUGAUAUUGAUAUUAACCAGAUUAGAGAACAAUUUACUGUUGAAUCGAUUCCAGCUAAAGUUUUAAAAAGUGAUAAUCCAUCAGAGAUUAAUUUUGAUAUGGAUUCUGAUAAAAAUUCUAAUAUAAACAAUAUAAUUAAAACCAGCUUAGAGAAUAAUCACGAAACUCUCAAAAAUAAAAGUCCAAUUCCAUUUAUGAAAUAUAAACAAACUAACAUUGACGUUCUAAAAUCAACUGAAAAUGCUAUUAAGUUUAAGAAGUCAUUUGAAAAAAGUUUUCAUUGUUUUAUUUGUGACACUCAAAUAAAAUCGUUAAAAGAUUGGGAGUCACAUGCUAUAAGUACAUUUCAUAUAGAAAAAUGUAUGAACAAAAAUAAUUUUGUUUCAUACGAUUGUGGUGGUUGUAAAACAUUUUUUUUUGGAAGUAAGGAACGGAUUUUAAAACAUUGUAAAGAUGUUCAUAAUGAUAUAUCUGGAUUACCAUGUGUUUUUAAAUGUAUGAAAGAAGUAUUUUAUCAUUGUAUGUGUAUAAGUCCAACUAAUUGGAAAUCUUGGUCGUUUUGUGGUCCUUGUAAAAGUUUUUCAUGUUAUAAAAUUAAAUGUUACCCUAGUAACCACAUUUAUAAAAAAACAAUUCAAUUUAAAUGUGAUUCGUGUUUAAUAGAUUUUGUAUGUAGUCAAGAAGUUUACAAUAAACAUUUAAUGUCAUGCGAACAUAUCAUGUUGGAAUAUUUACAAAAUAAAAAAGUUGACAAAAAUCUGGAAACUCAAACUAUGUAUUGUUUAAAACUACCUCCAAUAAUUUUAAAUAAGUUUUCUAUUGAUAAUAUAAAAUCUACUUGUAAUGAUUGUAAGUUUCAAAUGGAGUCCAAUGAAAAAGCAUUAACUUUUCAUCUAACAGUAUGUAUCAACAAAUCUGAUAUACACGGAAAAAAAACAUCGAACAUCAAAACUUAUUUUUGUGAAGUCUGCAAUAUAACCACAUCCAAUUUUACUCAAUGGAAGUUCCAUUUAUUAUUAUCAAGUCAUUUAAUUAAGUGUUUUGAUAUUAAAGAUUUAGUUUCUUAUACAUGUGAAAUUUGCUCACUACAGUGUUAUGGAGCUGUACAUCAUGUAACAGACCAUCAAAACCUUCAUCCAAAUAAUUCUGUACAAAAUCUUUCCAAAUUUAUGGCUUUUAACUUUCAGCGUAUUAACAAAGAUUUAGAAACCAAAGAUUUUUAUUAUUGUGAAGAAUGUGAAACAUAUGCUGAAGUCAAUUCUAAUUCAGAUCAUUGGAAUAAAAGUCAUAAAACUAAAUUGAAACGUAUAGUCUGUAAACCCUGCCGUACAGAAUUCUUUUGUAUUGAAGAUAAUGGGUUAUUCACAAGUCAUAUUUUAUCAAGUGAACACAUUAUUUUAAAGUCUGUUAUUUCUAAAAAUGUAUUUCCAGAAUGUAAAACACAAUCAUCAAUCAAUCAAAAUCAAAAACCUAAUGCUUCAAAAAGUACAUUAGAAAAAAAUAAAGUUUCAUUUAAUGUUAAACCGUAUUUACAAUUUUUUCAAAAUGUAAAAAAUGAAAAUAACACUAUGUGUAAAUCAUGUGAUAAUCUAAUUAAUUUAAAUCACAAUGAUCUCCUUAGUCACCUGUUAGUUUGUAAUCAUGGAUUAGUAGAAAGUAUCCCUAAAUCAAAUUUAAAUUAUUUUCAAUGUUUAGAGUGUGCAUUUUAUUCCAACAACAAGGAUGCUUGGAUAGAUCAUGCAACUACACAUGCAAAAUUAGAUACAAAUGAUUGUUAUUCUUAUAUUUGUAUAAAUUGUAACUCUUUAGUGUAUGGUACAACUGGUGAUAUUGAAUUACAUUUAAUUACUGAACACAAGACAACAUUUAUAAACAUGCCAUUAGAAUCAGUGUUAAUGGCUAAACAAUUAAUGAAGAGAAAUAUUAAUGUUGGUAAAUCGUCUGAUAUAAUGUGCUUUUGUGAGCCAUGUAAUAUGAUAUUUAAGUCAAGUGAUCAUCGUAAUCAUUUUAAAACAGAUAGUCAUGCGACAGCAGCAUCAGACAUUGUAGAAUUAUUUUACUGUAAAGAUUGUAAAGUUGAAUUCUACUCUUCAAUUACAGUUUAUGAAUGUCACAAGUUAACCGCAGAACAUAUAGUUAUGAGUUCAGACUAUAAAAAAACUGAAAUUAAGGCUCUUCUCAAACCUUUGAAACUUGAUACUCAUUUAUUUACCUUUGUUACUGAUCAAAACCUGUACAAUUCAACAUUAAACAUUGGGUUUUUUUGUUUUAUUUGUGAUUACUUGUGUUUAAAAUUAGAUGUAUGGAAGAUUCAUAUUAAUAGUAAAAAGCAUAUCAAUUCUUCCAAGGAUCUUUGUACGGACCAUCGUUGUAAAAUUUGUAAGACACUUAUGUUUGGUAAACGACAUCACAUGUUUGAACAUUAUAGCAAUCGUUUUCAUUCAAUGUUGAGACAGUUCAAAUUAAUGACAUCUACUGAGGAUUCAAAACAAAAAUGUGAAACAAAACACGCUGGCAAUAUGGGAACAACUUUGGAAAAUGAUCAAACUGCAGUAGUUAAUGAAAAACCAGAAGAAUCAAGUACUGCAGUUAAUUUAUUAACAGAAAUGAUGACUAAAUUAUCUCAUCAAUCAAAUAUUCAUAAAGAAAGUAGUUUAUUAGAAGACUCUGCUACCAAAAAUAUACAUCCAAUGACAGUAGAUGAAUUUCCUUCCGAAUUAAAUUUUCAUCAAGAUAGUAGUGUACUAGAUGAAUCUAUUACAGAAAUUAAUAAAACUGAAUCAAUGAUAAAAACCAUGGAUGAAGUUCCUAUUGAAACAAAUACAAAUACAAAUUAUAGUAUUUUUUAUAAAUUGAAAAUUAAAAUGCUAAAUGAAUUGCUUAAGCAAAAUAAAGAGAUAAAAUCACAAGUAUGUUAUUAUUGUAUAUCAUGUGAUUUUAUAACUACAGGAAAAAAGUAUUGGGACGAUCAUAAUUCAACUAAUCAUUCAAAUGAGGCUGAAUCGCGUAGUAAGGGGUAUUGUGAUGUUUGCAAUUUAUAUCAAUUUGGGCUAUUUCAUCAGUUAGAUAAACACCGUGACACUAUUGAACAUAAAAAUAUGUUAGAUUUAAAAAAAUUAAGCAACUUAAAUCAUUUGAAAAACAACAAUAAUAAAAGGAAAAAUGAACAGAACAGUAAUAUGACUUCUGUCAAUCCUUCUGAUGUUACUCAAACUUCAAAAGUAGACAAGCAACAAACAAAUGGUAGAAAAACUGAUCACAAAGAAGGAAAUAAUCGUCAAAUCAUGAUUGAAAUUAAAGAUGUAAAACCAGAGUAUAAAAAAAAUAGCUGGGUUGAAAUUAAGAAAAUAUUGGCUUUUUAUGGACUUUUUGGACAUAUUACUAAGCAUAACUCUAUUACAAUCAUUUUUCGUAAAUUAGCUUCCGUAAACAAAAUGUUAAAAGAUAAAGAAAUGCUGGAAAGACAAUACGGAUUUACUAUUAAUGUUAUAGUUGAAGAUGACAAAUUACCUGAAUUAGAUAAAACAACAUUAUAUGAGUUUGGAAAUAAGGCAGUACUACUAAAAUCGAUUAACACACAACUUGCGGCAAUUAAUCAAGAAAUUUCCAACCCUGAAAUAAUUGGUAGAUUAUUCUUGUUAUUAAAUUCAAUACAUAGUUGUGCUGGAAAACAUUUCAAAAGCAGUAAAACAUAUGCUUUUGGAUCACGUAUGUCAGGUCUUGCACUGAAAGAUAGUGAUGUGGAUUUAUACUUUGAUAUCGCUGACACUUUUGGUGGAGAAUUAAGUAAUGAUCUAUAUGCUCAAGAGGAUCUAGUACGUUAUUUUGGAAAAGUAUUUCGAUCUCAACAUAAUGAAUAUAAACAUAUACAAACAAUAACUGGAGCACGUGUUCCUAUAGUCAAAUUUUUUCAUGUCCCUUCCGGUCUAUAUUGUGAUUUAUCUUUUAAAAGUGGUCUUAGUACACAUAACACUAAACUCGUCAGAUUGUACCUAGCGUUGGAUGAACGUGUUCAUUGGAUUGUUUGUGCAGUUGUUAAACGUUGGGCAUUACAAAAUGAAAUGAAAAAUCAAAGUAUGUUUACCAGUUAUGCUUUAGCAUGGUUGGUUCUUUUUUACCUGAUGACUAUUCAAGUAGUACCUCCAUUAAUAUUACUCAGAGAACAUGCAGAUUAUACAAAUGAUACAUCUAGAUCAGAUGUUAUGUUCAUAGAAGAUUGGGACUGUACCUUUUGCACUCUAGAAAAAGCUAAACAAAUAUGGAAGGUACCAGAAAUUGAUUGUUGGGACUUAUUAUUAGGAUUUUUUAAAUUUUAUUCAGACUCUAACAGACUUAAACAAUUUGUUCUUUGUCCAGCUAUUGGACAGGCUAUACCUAAAGACAAAUUUUAUGAUAUUCCAAUAACAAAUCCAGAAUUAUUAGGUUUUAACAAAAAAAAAAUUGGUAGACCUAAUGACUGGCGUACAAAAUUAAAAGAUUAUUUUCAUGGUGAAGGUCUUGCAGUACAAGAUCCUUUUGAUCUUUUCCAUAAUAUAACAAAAAUUAUAUCACCUAGAAAGCUACAGACCUUCUCUUAUUUAUGCAAUAAAACUAUGGAAGUCAUGAAUAACGGAGUUCAACCUUAUUAUGCAUAAAUAUGUAAGACAAUUUUUUUUAUCUGAAUCAAAACAUUUGAAAUAAGAUUAAAUUUUAUAAUUAAAUAAAUAAAUAUUUAAUAAAAAUUCCAACAAUACAAUUAUAAAUGUAACAUAAAAAUGUUAAAUUAAUUGUCAAUUACUAAAUUAUAUUUUGUUAUCUGUACUUUGUGUUGAUUUGAGUACAUUUAUUAAUUUAUUAUUUCAGUAAUUUAAAGUUCAGAUAUGAAAUAAGUGAUUUAUUAUUUAAUUGUACCUCUUAUAAUUUUACAGACAGUUCAUUUAUAUUCAAUAAAACAAUUAGUUAUUUUCUUUUAUUAUACAAUUAUCCUUUUAUGCCAUUAUGUUUUGUUUUUAUAUAAGUGAAUUUUUAAUAAUUUUUUUUUUUUAAUUUGUCUGUUUUGAAUUUUUACAUUCAUUACAAAUUAAUUUUAUCUUAAGGUAUCUAGUUAUAAUGACAUUAUUCAAUCAAGUAAUGAUAGUUAUAUUAUUAAAAAUGUAUUGAAUUUUAUUAUUGUUGGUCAAUAUAAGUAUACUAUAAAAUUGCGUUUAACUUUUUGGGGGUAAUUUUCUGAUAACAAAAAUAAAUAAUAUAAUUUGAACCCAAUUAAAGGGAAUUUAAUUUGUUUUACUAAUCUAAAACAUCCUAAAUUUUUUUUUAAAAUUGUCAAGGGGGGAGCCAAGUGUGCAAGCUAAAUUUAAUAAGAAGAAUAACGCAAUUUAUAGUUGAUAAAAGAGUCUUUAUAUUGUAGACUUUUUUAAAGACCUAUUUUAUUAUAUUAUGUAUUCUUAUUGUAUUUUUAAAUAAUUGCAUAUUAUUUGUGUAUUAAUAAUUUAAUUUAAAUAUAAUAUUUUAAAAAUCUUA
Aphis gossypii (cotton aphid) is the source of this 5965-nucleotide messenger RNA. RefSeq lists its product as uncharacterized. Gene Ontology annotation, molecular function: nucleic acid binding; zinc ion binding; poly(A) RNA polymerase activity. Gene Ontology annotation, biological process: mRNA 3'-end processing; mitochondrial mRNA polyadenylation. The record is from RefSeq and is a predicted model, not a curated record. The coding region runs from base 265 to 5100 and encodes 1611 amino acids. The transcript is spliced from 8 exons. Lineage: Eukaryota; Metazoa; Arthropoda; Insecta; Hemiptera; Aphididae.